This is a messenger RNA of Acanthisitta chloris (rifleman), 323 nucleotides long. RefSeq names its product profilin 3 (gene PFN3). Gene Ontology annotation, molecular function: actin binding. The record is from RefSeq and is a predicted model, not a curated record. NCBI's taxonomy places the organism in Eukaryota, Metazoa, Chordata, Aves, Passeriformes, Acanthisittidae. Gene Ontology annotation, cellular component: cytoplasm. Gene Ontology annotation, biological process: regulation of actin filament polymerization; actin cytoskeleton organization; positive regulation of actin filament bundle assembly.
GCCUCUCUGGCAAGUGGGCAAUCAAACCAGGAAGGCUCCUCACAGCCAUCUUGCCUCAAGAAUUAGGCUUGAUCACAGGCCAUGAUCGGAAAACGUUCCUGCUAACAGGAAUCACCAUAGCUGGAAAAAAGUGCAGCGUGAUUUGUGACAACCUGCUAGUGGAAGACAAUGUGAUGGGUGUCAGAAGCAAAGCAACUGACAACAGAUACAUCAUUAUUGGCAAGACACCCAAAAUCUUGAUCUUCCUCAUGGGCAAGAAGGGAGUUCAUGGAGGAGACCUCAACCAAAACAACCAGGAUAUGACUGGGGGCAUGAAAGCAUGA